Parnassius mnemosyne (clouded apollo) is the source of this 201-nucleotide messenger RNA. The record is from the annotation of a GenBank genome assembly. NCBI's taxonomy places the organism in Eukaryota, Metazoa, Arthropoda, Insecta, Lepidoptera, Papilionidae.
AUGAUUGGAGCAAUGGUGAAGGAUGGUGUUACUAUAACUUCAUCUAGUCUAUGGUGUUCACCUGUGGUUCUGGUACAGAAGCAGGACGGCAGCAUGUGGUUCUAUGUUGACUACCGCUGUCUGAACGAUGUUACGAAGAAGGACAGCUAUCCCCUGCCAAGAAUUGAUGACUUGCUGGACAUACUUGCAGGAGUAAAGUAG